Messenger RNA from Aricia agestis (brown argus), 1840 nucleotides. RefSeq names its product opsin, ultraviolet-sensitive-like. Bases 156 to 1736 code for a protein of 526 amino acids. Gene Ontology annotation, molecular function: G protein-coupled receptor activity. The record is from RefSeq and is a predicted model, not a curated record. Lineage: Eukaryota; Metazoa; Arthropoda; Insecta; Lepidoptera; Lycaenidae. Gene Ontology annotation, cellular component: membrane. Gene Ontology annotation, biological process: visual perception; G protein-coupled receptor signaling pathway. The transcript has 3 exons.
UAAUCCAAUUUAAGAAUGCCACAAAGUGGUCCCCGAGGUACGGCCGCUGGAACUCCAUAUUUUUUCCAUUAAUUGAAUGUAUGAGCUUCUGUUAUGCCGACGCCAAUGUCGGCUGGAUUUCAUAGGAAUUACACGUCUUCGGAUGGAGUGCAGCCAUGAAGACGAUAUUUCUGUACGUCCUCUCCUCGGUAGUUUUGAUGAGAAUAUUAUGCGUAAAGUUUCAAUCGAAUUUAAGGAGCGAGGACUUCGACGGGCCGAGCAUGAAAAAUCCAAUUAUCUGGCGGGAGAAACGACAAAUUGGAAUUUUUAAUGGCACCGAAAGAUCGGACGGAGGCAAAAAUGAGACGAUCGACACGAAUAAGACGCGUAAAGAGGAGCUAGUGGAGAGAUUUAGGAGGCUCUGGCACAUCGACGCAUGGCAGGAGCUGGGGUACUUCUCGGACGACUACCUGUACCUGAUCAACGAGCACUGGCUGCAGUUCCCGCCGCCCAGCGAGAAGUACCAGAGGUUUUUGGGGGGCAUCUACAUAUUCUUCUCCACGGUCGGCUGCUGGGGCAACGUCAUCGUGCUCAUGAUGUACCUGAGGUGCCGAUCGCUCCGGACGCCCGGCAAUAUUCUCGUCGCAAAUCUGGCUCUCAGCGACUUCCUGAUGCUCGCCAAAACCCCCAUAUUCAUAGUCAACUCCUUCCACCUCGGCCCUGUACUGGGUAGGACAGGAUGCGUGAUCUACGGGUUCGUGGGGGGGCUGAGCGGCACGACGUCGAUCGCGACGCUGACGGCGAUCGCGCUUGACCGCUACUGGGCCGUGGUGUACCCGCUGCAGCCGCUGCGCGCGCUCACCGCCAUCCGCGCCCGCCUGCUCGCGCUCGGCUCCUGGCUGUACGCCGCCGUCUUCGCCACCAUCCCCGCCCUCGACGUCGGCUACGGCCGCUACGUCCCCGAGGGCUUCCUCACCAGCUGCAGCUUUGACUACCUCACCGACGAGCUCAAGCCGCGCUACUUCAUCUUCGUCUUCUUCUGCGCUGGCUGGCUCGCCCCGCUCUGCAUCAUAUCGUACUGCUACAGCGUCAUCCUGCGGAUCGUCGUCGGCCAGAGGAACAUGUCUAAUAAGAACCAGGAGCAGCGCAUGUCCUCGAGACACGUGAAGGAGCAGACGAAACGCAAGGCCGAAGUGAAGCUGGCCGUCCUCGUGAUCGUCGUCAUAGCCCUGUUCUUCGUUUCGUGGACUCCGUACGCCGUCGUCGCGCUGCUAGGCAUCUUCGGCCAGAAACAUCUCAUAACUCCCACCACUUCGAUGAUCCCGGCACUGUUCUGCAAGACGGCCGCGUGCAUCAACCCCUUCAUCUACAUCAUAACACACCCCAAGUUUCGGAAGGAGCUGCAGAAGCUGCUGUUUAAGGACAAGUCCCGACGAAUGGGCGGCACGGUUCGCACCAUAGGUUACACGGAAUCAAACAAAAUUCGCCGACCGAGCAGAGACUUGAGUGAGACUGACGUCGAAGUGAUCGAAAUGAAAGACAUUCCAUAUCAGAACCCGGGCGCGGCGUACAGCGCGGCGCCCGUGCGGACCGUGUCGGAGCACGUGGCGGGCCGCACGGGGUCGCAGCGCUCGCACACCAGCGUCAGCAUGAAGAGUUUCGAGGAGAGUGUCGUUACGCCCCCGUCCUGGUAUUCAAAGCCCCAAUUUUCCAAAAAAAGAAGUUUUAGUAGAAGUUCUUCCAAAAAAUCAUUUUAAAAUUUUCGCAACUUCCUCCCUUAUACGACAUUUACACUCAGCCCUGUUGGACAGGGAAGUGGGGAGGGAAGUGGGCAGCGUGAAUAUGUAAAUAGGUGACUCGC